AUGGGGACACAAGAGGAGGAGAUCAAUGCUACACAGCAACAGAAGCGAUGGAAGAAGGCGUUCGCGUGGGCCGCGCAAACGGUGAUCGAGGAGAGCCGCCAGUCCAGCAGCGCGGACGCAGGCAAGCUCACGACCUUCGCGGGUGUGGUGCAGGCAGCCGGCGCCUUCGACCGCAACGGCCGCAUCCACUUGGACUUCAGCGACGACGACGACCGGUACGACAUCUCCGAGCUGCAAGCGCGAGCCAAGCAGCGAGAAGAUGCCUACCUCCGAACGACUCGAGAAAGCUUUAAGGCCGACUAUGAUGUCCCCUCUUUGAGCAUCUGCAUCAUGAUCGUGGGCACCCAGGGAGACGUGCAGCCGUUCGUGGCCAUCGCCAAGAGACUAAUCCAGGACGGCCACCGAGUGCGUCUCGCCACCCACGCUGUAAUCAUCUGCACGUGCAAGAGCAGAACACAACCACACCAUCAGUUGAGUCCGCACGCAGAGAGCCCAAGUCGUCGUCUGCGUACUCACCGGUUGCGCAAGCUCCUGCUCCGGCACGCCUCAGCCAACCACUUCAUGUUUAGGACCGAGCGCUAUGAGGGCGCCCUCGGGUAG
Molecule: messenger RNA, 600 nt
Organism: Phytophthora sojae
Lineage: Eukaryota; Oomycota; Peronosporomycetes; Peronosporales; Peronosporaceae
Exons: 2
Coding region: 1-600 (199 amino acids)
Biological process (GO): carbohydrate metabolic process
Molecular function (GO): hexosyltransferase activity
Source: RefSeq, a predicted model, not a curated record